Molecule: messenger RNA, 799 nt
Organism: Sinocyclocheilus anshuiensis
Lineage: Eukaryota; Metazoa; Chordata; Actinopteri; Cypriniformes; Cyprinidae
Product: pre-mRNA-splicing factor ISY1 homolog
Exons: 4
Coding region: 66-425 (119 amino acids)
Biological process (GO): generation of catalytic spliceosome for second transesterification step
Source: RefSeq, a predicted model, not a curated record
UCGUCUUUGGUAUUUCUGUCCGAUUAUGAAGCUUUCUCUCGUGUCUCGAGCAGAGUCCUCUGUUAAUGCUGUUGUUGCUCUGCAGGACAGCCGUGGCCAGGUUUCGUCAAGCCCAGCUGCAAGAGGAAAGCUUCAGGUUUUUAUCUGAACGCGUCUGCAUUAUCUCUAGUGUUCACCGGAUCAUACGGCCUUCACAGGAGACGAGACCUUUUCUAGCUUCGGAGUGUAAUGAGCUACCCAAAGCAGAGAAGUGGAGAAGACAGAUCGUCAGUGAGGUUUCAAAGAAAGUCGCCCCGAUUCAAAACGCUGGUCUGGGUGAGUUUAAGACUCGGGAUUUAAACGAUGAAAUCAACAAGCUGCUCCCAGAGAAAGGACACUGGGAGGACCGGACUAUAGGUUUUCAUAGCUUCUACAGUCAGCUCUGAAGAUCUGAGACCACCAGUGAAAAUAGUUCGCUUGUGCAUUUUUCCAGUUUAAUCAAAAAUUAGAUUAGCGUAAUAAACAGAUCCAGCGAGACGUGUUUGAACACACCGCAGAGAGUAAUUUGAGUUCUGCACAGAAAUCUCUGUUAGAAACGGGUCAGAACACCAGAAGUAUUAACGCUCACUGUAACCGUGGUGUUGAGGCAGAAAUAGUCGGAUGUUAUUACAUUAUUCAGUUCAGGGUUUGUACAACCUUUUGAGAGAGAAAUUCAAGCACUUUUCAGUGACUUUCAAGCAUUCACACAACUGUUUACAGCACGUUAAAGCUCUAAAAUGAUCUCGUUUCAAUGUUAUUUUUAAUGGGAUGACCAAAAUAU